Closterium sp. NIES-67 is the source of this 4381-nucleotide messenger RNA. The record is from the annotation of a GenBank genome assembly. NCBI's taxonomy places the organism in Eukaryota, Viridiplantae, Streptophyta, Zygnematophyceae, Desmidiales, Closteriaceae.
GCUGCAUAUUUGCUCCUCCUCCUGUUUUGUCCCCUCCCAUCCAAUCCCAUGGACCCUCCCGCCUCACUACCCAUUCAGCCAUAGGAGUUUAUUGCUGCGCCUGUUACCUGCGGGGCGGACUUGGAUUUUCGAGGCUUGUAGAUGUGGUGCGGUCUCAGUCUUUUGCUUGUGCUGGCCUGCCCUCCUGCGCCCAGAGACAUCGCGAUUCAUGGCUACUAGUGAGUCGAGUAGUGCGCGACAAACCCCCCGGGUCGCAUACCUCUGGUUUUUUUGUCUUCGAAACAGCCACACAGCCUAGAGUGCCGCUAAGUGCGAAAGCAGUAAUAUUGCAGGUUUUGGAACCGCUUCCCGUUUACGUAACCAUAAAAACCGAUAGCUGUCGUACCAUAUCAUAUUGUCCCGUCAAAGUACGGUUUACUACACCGUUGCAGUUAAGUACGCAGGUCGCUCUAGGACAGCCGACUCGCCACUUGAUGUUCGCUCAUUCAUUUGUCACUGAACCUCCCUGCCCUCCGCAUUGGAGAGCUAGGCCCCCCGGGACUGCGCACACGGCUUCCCUCGGGUAAGAGGGGGACGAAGGGUAGCGCAGCACACACGCGCACGCUCCGCCGCGGCACACCGCUUAUUUCCCCCGCUCCUCCUGCAUCUUCCCUCGUCGCGACAGCGUAGCUCCGUGCAGAGAGAGAGAGAGAGAGACACGCAACGCACAGGCUCACGCACACGCAGCCGCUGACUCACACUCACACGCACAUUCACACUCACGCGCUCGCACACACUCACUCUCUGACACGCAGUCACAGUCUCGCGCGCACGCCAUGACGACGACGAGCAGCGGCGCCAUCAUCCCCUGGUGGACCACCCUCGAGUUCGGCUCUCCGGGAACUCUCCUCUACCGCCUCCUCUUCCUCGACUCCCAGUACCGCGCCUUCUCCCCCUGGCACGACAUCCCGCUCUUCCUCUCCGCGUACCCCGCCGCGGACCCCAAGGCGCCGAGCGCGAUUCCGCCGCCGCCGGGCGUGCAGGAGAGCUGCUCCUUCGAGCAGGGGCUGUCGUUUCUGUGCGUGACGGCGCGCGGGCAGUGGGCGAACUUCGAGGUGGCGCAAGACGAGAAUUUCAACCCCGUGCGCCUGCUGAAGCGCAACGGCCGGCCCGCGCAUUACGCGGAAAACUGCCAGUGGAAUCUGGGGAUCUUCACGCAGACGUGGGCGGACCCCGCCGCGCCGAAUGAGGAGCUCGGGGGGAUACACUACGACGGGAGGCCGCUGCAGGUGAUAGAGGUCGGGUCGCGCACGUCGCGCACGGGGGAGGUUUAUUCGGUGAAGCCGUUGGCGGCUUUCGCGGCGAUCAGCCAGGCGACGAAGAUCGCGUGGAAGGUCGUCGCCGUGGCGACGGACGACCCGCUGGCGAAGGAGCUCAACGACGUGGCUGACGUCAGCAGGAAGUUACCUGGAGUCCUGGAGGAGAUUAGGGAGUGGCUGCGGCUGUGCGACUGCACGGAGAAAGGCGACGCGGGUAAGGCGUUUGGCUUUAACGAGCGCGCCAAGGGCCGCGAGCAGGUGCAGGCGUGCAUCCGCACGUGCCACGUGGCGUGGCAGGCCAUGUUCCACGCGCUUCCGAAGCCCGAGCCGUGGCUCCCGCGCUCGCGGCCGCCUAAGAUGAAAACUAUAGAAGCCUUCUGGGCGCCGUAUACGGCUAAGUAUGUUAACGAAGGGGGCGGCGUGGUGAGUAUAUUCGUUAGUGAUCCUGAUUGGGAGGAGAAGGCGGCGGAGGCGGAAAAGGCUCGCGCAAAGGGAGGAAGCGUGGGCGGGUGGGCAGGGGGGGGACCACCAGCAGGGGGAGCAGCAGCAGGGGAGAAGGAUGAAUCGGUAUGGGAGACUUUAUCAACGGUGGAGACCGUUGAUAUGCUUGAGAAGCUGAGGACGCGGAAGCAUCUGGGCCGUCCAGCGUUCUUCGCCAUGAUCGAUCGUCUGGUCUCGGACGAAUCGUCCACCAAGGACGGCAAGGGCGGCAAGGCCGUCAAGAAGGGCGGCGGGCUGCUCGCGCGGAUCGGCAGCGGAGUCCCCCCUGGCGGGGGGGAGGCGGGGGCGGAAGAGCCUGCGCGGUCGCGCUCGCCAUUCCUGCCUGCGCGGUCUAAGAGCACGGAAACUACUGCGCCGAUGGAGAUUAGCCGCCCCUCCACUGCGCCGUCGCAGGGGAAUCAACCAGCGGCAGCGGGAGCAGCACCGGGAGUGGCGGGCGCUCCAGGCGUAACGGCUGCAGGCGCGCCCUCCAAUCUGCGCCCAGGCUCCGCGGCUGCCAGGCGCGCGGCUGCUGCUGCUGCGGCUAAGGCGGGGGGAAGGGGCGCGGGGAAGGCCGCAGGCGCAGACGCAGCGACAGGGGGAGCGGGGAGGGGAGCAGGAGGAGCGGGAGCAGGCGUGGGGGAGAGUGGAAAAGCUAAGGGGGAAAACAGGUCAAGUGGCGCAGGGGGGAAGGCUAUGGCCGAAGGGCAGCAGAGUCAAGGGAAGGGUGAUGGGCAGGGGGGGAAGCAAGGGGAGGAGGACGCCCAUUCCUCUGAUAUCCCUAGAUCAGGUACCUUAGGUAAUCCAGGUAGCGGCUCUGUUGUUCGUGCGGCCAUGCCUCGGUCUGUGACCGCGCCUGGUGCCGGCAGUGCUGCUGCUGCCGCCGCCAUUGUUGCUGCUGUUGCUGCUGCUUCAGGCGAGGGGGGAUUUGGGAAGAAGGUGGAGCAGACGCAGAGCGGCAAGCAGGGGAAGGAAGGGAGAGAGGGGAGGGAGGGGAAGGAGAGCAAGGAGGCUAAUAACGCGGAUGACGGCAGCGGAGCGGGAGGGGGGAGGAGGAGAGCGGAGGCGUUUGAGACGGAGGAGAUGGAGCUGCAACGGGCGCUCACAGGCCAGCCCUCAGAGCGGCAACGCGUGGAGGCGUCGAGACAGCAGGCAAAGGGGGGUGCGUGGGCCAAGCCAAAGUGGGCCAACGAAGGUGCUGCUGCUGCUGGCGCCGGUGGCGCGGCUGCUGGACGAGUGGGUGGGAACAACCCCCGGGGGGAAUACGGCGGCAUGGGAGGGGGCGGAGGUGGGGGAGGAGGGGGGAAUGCUGCGGGUAGCUCGUACCUGGCGCAACGAGAGCAGAUGCGUUCGGAGCUGUUUCAACAGUCCCUAUCAGGGAACCGUGGUGGUGGUGAUGGGGGGACGAUCCCUCCCCUGGUAAGGCGCGCCAGCAUGGAGUCGAUCGAGAGGAGUGAGAGGAGGAGACAACUAAGGGAGGAAGCGGAGGCAGGGAUAGGGCAGGGGGGGGAUAGGGAUAAUGGGGAUGGGUAUGGGCCCAGUGGGUAUAGCCGAUCGUACACAGGCGGAUCGACGGGCUCCACUGGUGGUGGCCGCGGCGGCGGUGGUGGUGGUGGUUAUGGUUAUGGUGGUGGCAAUGAUCGGUAUGAUGACUAUGGUGAAGAUUCCUCUAGAGGGGGAGGAGCAGGUGGAGGAGGGAGGAGGAGAGGGAGUGUGUCACCUGUGGGGGCUCGCAGGCCCAUGGCAUAUGGGGAGGGGAUGGAUGGGCAGAAGCAGGGCAGCAGGGGGAGAGAGGAGGAUGAUGAUAGGUAUGCGCAGAGGGGCGGGGGGAGGAGGUCGUCUCUGAGUCCUGUGAGGCGGGGAGGAGAGGGGGGAGGCAGAGGCAGGUACGAGGAUAGGGAUAGGUACAGCAGCGACAGGGACUGAGGCACUGGCAGGGAGGAUUGGCUAGCGGGGGCGGUCCUCUUUCCCCCCCUCCUCCCUCAUGCUCUGUUCCACCUCCCUCCCCCUCCUCCUUGCCUCUCUCCUCUCCAUCCCUCUGUCCACCCCGCCCCGCCCUUCUCCCUUUCAUCUCCCCCUUCCCACCCUCACCUGCUCCUCCUCGGCCACACUACCUCUACGCCCUCAUGGGAUGGCCAUAUGUGCGCUGUGCCUGUGCCUGUGGUAGAGAACACCACUUAUGAGGUGUCCCAAAAGACAUCCCCAUGCCAUCCCAUGUGUGUGUGCUUGUGGCGGAGGCUGUGGUAGCGAGCACCACAUGCUGAAUUGCACUGUUGCAGUGCCAUAGGGAUUAGGAAGCCAAGCAGAUGACGUAGGAAGGUAGAAGACAGCAUAGGGAGCAACACAGACACAUGGAUGGACAAGUGCGGAGGCGUUUCUGGGGCAUGUGUAGCAGUCGUUCUUUAGGACAGAAUGAUUUGGGGAGUACAGUGGUAUUACAUAACGAAAGCACUAUAAACAAAGCACUAUAAACAAAGUGCUAUAAACAAAGUGCUUUCAUUCCUCUGGGUUGUCUUUGUUUGGUGAUACCGUAAAAACCAGUGCCUAUUUUUCACGAGUAAAUUACUCUGAUUCUCUGAUUUUCAGAGUUGAUUUUGUGUACC